AUGAACGCCGGGCAGGUGCAGCAGUUUUCGAGUGCACCGCAAGCUGUCGGAGCGCGGAACAAGUACAGAGAUCCAAAUGACACAGGAAAGGCUCAUGGGAAUAUCAUGUACGACCGGCGGGUGGUUCGCGGCAACACCUAUGCUGCAGUGGUCCAGCCAGAGCCGGACAUGGCAGAGGUGCAGAAGCAGAGAGAAGCCCAGAGACGACGCCUACACCGUGCGAAUCAGACGAAAAAGCGGCCCGGAACACCCGAAGCCGUUCCAGGUCGCAAACAUAUGGACAUCCAGACCGAUUCGUAUCUGGAAAAGUUGACAGAUCGCGUUGUCGAGUUCGAGGCAGAGACACAGACGGACUUUAUCCUUGACCGCCCACCAUCUCCGCUGUUCAUGCCUGCCAAGAUUGGCAUCGACAUCGAGACCCAGAUCGAGGAUGGAGAGCUCUUCGACUUCGAUGUGGAGUGCGAGCCAGUUCUUGAGGUCCUAGUCGGCAAGACCCUGGAGCAGAGCAUGAUGGAAGUUCUGGAAGAGGAGGAGCUGGCUAGCCUGCAGAGGCACCAGGAAGACUUCGAGAAGCGCCGCAACGCGGAACUCUUGGAGGUGCAGCGGAUGGAAGCGGCCGAGAAGCGCCGUGCAGACGAAGUCCAACGGCGUGUGGCGCAGCAGGCUGCCAGGCACGAGCAGGACAUCUGCACCAUGCGGAAGGUCCUUGCUCGGCAGAUCGCUUCAGAGCACCUGCAAGGCCUCAAAGGGCGCCUGUUGCAGAACUUGGAGGAUGCGGGCGUCUUCGCGGAUGUGGGCAGCAUGGCAGUGGAGACGAAGUUCAUGCCGGGACUUCUCCAGGCAGUGGUGCAGCAGAUCCAGAAUUCCACGCAGGAACAUGCAUUAGCCGAUGCCGUCAUCUCUUCGAGCGUGGAUUCGAAGCUUCAAAAGCACAGUGCCGUCCUCGAGAUCGAGCGUCGCCGCCUGGCACUCAUCGACGAAGCCGAGCGCCAGGCGAGAGAAGAAAAGCAAGAG
This is a messenger RNA of Symbiodinium necroappetens, 1014 nucleotides long. NCBI's taxonomy places the organism in Eukaryota, Dinophyceae, Suessiales, Symbiodiniaceae. The record is from the annotation of a GenBank genome assembly.